Messenger RNA from Sinocyclocheilus anshuiensis, 1575 nucleotides. RefSeq names its product transmembrane protein 42-like. The coding region runs from base 113 to 724 and encodes 203 amino acids. Lineage: Eukaryota; Metazoa; Chordata; Actinopteri; Cypriniformes; Cyprinidae. The transcript has 4 exons. The record is from RefSeq and is a predicted model, not a curated record.
CAGAAUGCACAUGCCCCGCGCGCUUCCUCGCAGCAGCGGUGAUGCUGAUGGAGUGUUUUCGCUCGCGGUGCUGGAGAUGUGAUGGGUCUUCUGGAGUUCGUCUCUGAUCGUCAUGCUUCCCGGGGUCCUUUACGCGCUGCUGGCGGGUUUUCUCGGUGCGGUCGCGUCCUCCUCCGCCAAACUGUCCCUCGGCACCGACUACCUGAAGGGCGUGUGUGAGACCGGCCUGCGGACAUGGGGCGAGCAGAGGAGAUUCACGCAGCACAACGACACGAGCGCGUGCGACUGGUUGCACAUCCCGCUCAGACUGCUGUGUGGAGGUCUGCUGUUCACCUGUAACGCUGUGAUGUGGACGUUCCUGGCCAAAGCUCUCCGCAGCUCGUGCUCCUCCACCCGCACCACUGUGACCACCACCGCCUCCAACUUCAUCUCCUCUGCGUUUCUGGGGCAGCUAAUAUUCGGGGAGACACACGUGGCUCUGUGUGACAUCACUUCCUUCAGUCUCCCAGAGGGUCAGGUACUGAUUAAAGCUGUGGUUCCCCACAUGCAUUUUUUUCAUGCAUCAUCAUCAUCAUCCUCCAGCACUGUGAGCACUGCGUGUGGCAGGAGACGUGCAAUAAUAACACCAAACCUCUCCAAAUGUUGGCAUUCUACAUUCUUUACCAGAAGAUGCUUUUCCCAAAUAUGCCACAUGACUUAUGCAUGCAAACAUCCAGUGAUGUGAGAGCAAAGACACUUUCUGUAGCUGUACGAAUGAACGCAAACCAAAACCUGUUCUUCAGCCCCUUCUGCAGACACCGAAACUUACCAGGAUGAUGCAAUGCUGGAAACCAACACGUCUAAUCUGAUGCAUUUCCUAGUGAAGAAAGAUCAUUUAGCUUGUUUGUAAAAAUGUGCACUGUAAGAUCAGUAGAGCAUGUAUGAAGAAAGUCAGCUUUGCUUUCAUGUUGACUUUGUAGCUCCUUACCAAACCACCUAGACCAGGUGGAAACCACGUUAAACGACCUGCUUUUUUCUGGAUCUUCCAGGACACUGAAGCAGAUUUAGCAGGUCAUUACUGGAGGGGGCUAAAGGACGAGGUCAAGGUCUUGUACUUCCUGUGAAUUAUUCUAGUUCUUCCUGUGUUAUGAGUCUCAAUUGGGCGCAUGAACCCAGAGACUCAUAGAGCAGCUAAAUAUGGUAGAUAUUACUCAAAUAAACAUGGACCGAAUGCAUUCCAACAUAAUGUGAUGUUAUGAAGUCCCUGGUAAUGUGACGCCAUCUGUGUUUAAUGUUGACAACAUCCGUCCUUGUCAUGAGCCCAUUAUUUGCAAAUAAUGUUUCAUUUUGUUAUAAUUAGGCGUGAUGAACAUUCAGGUAACUGUUAAAGGAUUUACAGUAUCUUUCUGAACAAUGACACUAAAUUUACACUUAAUUACAGCUGUUACCAUAGUAACUAUAGAAUGUAGUAUUAUGAUUAAAAUAUGAAUUAUUUGGCUUGUAUGUGGGCAUUCCUUUUGUGUCAUUAUGAUUAAAGGAUUAGUUCAGACAAAAAUUAGAUUUGCUGAAAAUGUAGCCUACUCAAUCUCAGGCCAU